This is a messenger RNA of Blepharisma stoltei, 3859 nucleotides long. The record is from the annotation of a GenBank genome assembly. NCBI's taxonomy places the organism in Eukaryota, Ciliophora, Heterotrichea, Heterotrichida, Blepharismidae.
AUGGCUAGGAAAUCUUUCAGAAAUUUAUCAAUCAAUGACUCGUGCUACUAUCAAGAUUCUUUCUUACUCCCCCCCCCUCCGUGAGUGAACAAAACCAUUAGAAAAAAAUCCCUAUUUUUGCCAAAAAAACCACCCUCCGUGAGUGAACAAAAAUUUUUUUAAUAGAAAAAUUUUUUAUGGAAAAAGAUUUUGAUAUAUAAAUGAUAAUUAGUAUAAUGAAAUCUAGAACGAAUUGCUUUUUUUAAAACAUAAAUUUUAUAAAUUAAAUUAAAUUUUUGCUUUCCAAUUUUUGCGAAUUAGGAUUUUUUUAAAUUUCGAAAAAAAAUAUUUUUUAUAAAGUUUAUAUACAAAUUUUUUAAAAAAAAAAAAUUAAUCCCCCUCCGUGAGUGAACAAAAUUUUUUUGUUCACUCACGGGGGGGGGAGUUAGGGUUUAUUGAUAAAUCUUACGAAAAUCUAUUUCUGGUAGACACAGGAUCAAUCUACAGUAUAGAAAUUGCCCGAAGAUGGCGCUAUUUGCGCCAUCCUCGGGGCAACCAAAAAUCGGCUCCACACGGGAACCAUUUUCCACGUGUGGAGCCAUUUUUCCACACGUGAGAAUCCUGACUUCCACGUGUGAAAAAAUCGCUCCACACGUGGAAAAUGGUUCCCGUUUGGAGCCGAUUCUCUGGCAAUUAGUAUACUUCUUUUCAAGGUUUAUUUGUGUGACUUAUUUUUGUCAAUAUUUUUUUAUAUGAAUGCAGUGAAGGGAUUAACACAUAUAUAAUUCUGGGAUUUACUACAUUAUCACUGCUUCUGUAUUUUAUGAAACUUGAUCGUUAUAUGGCUACAAGCAUUUUUGGUGACAUUUUAUGUACAGUUUUUCAACUAAAAACCAUCGAAACAGGCUCGCUAAUUGAGUGUGUGGGUGCUUUUUUCCCAAGUUUUUUAUUGAAUAUUUUAGGUAUCAGAAAAUGAAUGGUUUUCUUUAUUUUUAGUCUACUUAAGUUAUGGAUAUUUUAUUUUACAAAUAACACCCAACCCAGUGUAAUGUUCUUCAUUAUAAUUUCAUAUACAAUUUUGAAUUAUUUUAUUGAAAAAGAAAUACGUGAUUUUUGGGUGCUUUUUCAUAGCUAUAAAAAAGGUUUUGAGCAACAUGACGAUAUAUUUAUGUACACUCCUAAUGGCCUUUAUAUUGUUGAUGAAGAAAGACAUAUUUUGUACCAUAAUAUUAGAGCAGCUGAAGUUGCAUUUUUUAUAGGAAAAGCUGAUAUAAGCCGACUAGAAAAAUUUGAGGACAUGUUUGAUGAUGAUCAUAGAACUCACGUGAAAAGAAUGGUCUUGGAAACAAUUAAAUGGGAAAAAAGAACUGAAGAAGUUAUAUGCUUGUUCAUAUUAUAUACCUAUAUUUUGGUAUAAUAAAAGCAUAAUUUUCUAUUGAUUAUGGCUUAAAAAUGCCAGAAUUAUUUAAAAUUAACGAUGACCCCCCCUCAAUCUUCAUAUCUAUUGCAACAAAAAUGUAAUUUUUUAAUAUAAAAUUUUAUAUAAAAAAAAUAAUAAUUUUCAUGUCUCUUGCAACAAAUUAUAUACAUUAAAAUGGCGACACUUGCCAACCUACCCUUUUGGCGCAGCAGUCCAGACCUUAUGGCUAGGCGAACUGAGACGGACUCCGAGCCGAGAAUCAGACGCAGGCUCAAGAAGUGUGCAUCCGGGUAGGUUUUGGCUGCUUUCCUGUGGUUGGAAAUGGAGGUGCUCAGCAACUUCCCUUUGGAUCCGAGGACCCAUGGGGCAUUCCUUUACCGAGAAACUAGGGGUAUCGGCCCAGGCCACAGGGGAACAGUCUUUUUCCUGUAGCUGUCGAAGGAAGGCACUUUGACACGCGAUAGACUCCAAGAAUCCUUGGAAUAAAGCUACUCCAAUUGCCCGUAGCAGAGCCGUAGAAAUCCAUAAGCCGCCCACUCAAGACUGAAGCUGCGAGGAAGAAGGGUACCGGAAGGGCACUCGCAAGAGGGAUAGAUCCUCUGGGCUGGAGUCGAAAAGCGGUAGAAGCUUCCGUACGGGAGGUAUUUGGUGACUAAGUCACCAAUAUGGCUAGCUCCUGUGUGUAAUAAUCUUAAUCCUAAUCCUCUUGCAAGAAAUUUUCGAUGAGCAUCUUAAAUUUUCCCAUAGUUUUUAGCUAGAUAAGUUUAAUAAAAUGGCGCGAGCGAUGACAAUAGCCGUCAAAAUCUCGAUGAGAAGGUCAUUGGCACGCCUACAGCAGCGCUGUUUUAUGUUUUUUUUUUAGAAACUCGCCUAGAGAAAAAUGCAUUAAUUUUUUUUAUAAUAAUUUUGUGUUGCAGUAGAUAUGAAGAUUUUUCCGAAAAAUCUUUGUUGCCCGUAGACAUGAAGAUUGAGGGGGGGGUCAUCGUUAUAUAUAAAAAUGUUAUAAUUAGAAAAAAAGAUAAAGAAAAUAACAGCAUUGUGACUUUGCAGUUUAAUUUUGAUUGCAUUGAUUUUAAGGGGAAAAAAUGCACAAAAGUUGUAUGUGCCAAUAUUUCUAACGCUGCUUUGCAAGAUACUUUUAUAUCAAACUGCUAUAAAGAUUCUUUAGGGUCUAUUGAAAAGUUCAGCAAACAUUUAUUCCAAGCUUUUAAAUUAAAUGAAAAAGUUCAUAAAGAGUUAUUAACAAAAAUCUAUGAAAUCCAGCACAGAUUGAGGACUUUUUAUUUAAUUCAGUGCAAGCUACUGAGUAAAAUUGAGAUCAAGAAGGACUAUUUUGACAUCCAAAGAGAAAUUUUUAAUACAAUUGAAGGGAUUUUUCUGAAGGCUGCAAAAAGAGACUUGGUGAUUACAUUAAAUUUAUCCCAAAAUAUUCCGGAUUGUUUAAUUGGUGAUAGAACCCUUCAUAACUACCUAGUCUACUCAGCUCUGGAUUUUAUUAUAUUUUCUUUAAUUAAUUCAACUCUUUACUGAUUUAAUAAUAAAUACUAUUUUAUUUUUUUUAAAAAGGAAGGAAUUAUUUUAUAAAUUUAUAUAAAAAAAUCAAAGAAAAAAUCAAAAAUUUCAUUGUCAGCUUCCAUCGAUUCUUUGAAAAAAUCUGAAAUUAUUGUAAAAUACGAAAUAUGUUUUGCAUCAUCAUCUAUCACACAAGAUGAGCUUGACUGUUUAUUCCAAAUAAGACAGCAAGCUUCCAGACGAAAAACAUUUAACGAUCUCAUAUUAAUCCAACAAAACUAUGGAAGCGAACUCCUAAUGUUCGACUCUUUAGUCUGUUUAUUAAGAGGCUAUAUCGAUGCCAAAGUUACUGAAAAAAUCUGUAUAAUAACUAUAAACCUGCCAGUUAUCCCUGUAGAAAGAAAAUCAACAAGCAAGCUGGAAUUAAUCACUGGGUUUUGCACUCAAGAAUCUGAUAAUGAAUUUCGCUGAAAAUUUGAAAAAAAAGAAAUUGAUGAGGUUAUUAAAGAAGCUCCUGAAGAAGUUUCUCCUCUACAAAAUGAAGUAAAAGAAUGGAAAAUUUUGCUUUUAUGCAGCCAAAAAGAUAGAGAAAAAUCUAUUAAAAAUGCGCUGAAAAAAGGGAUCACUGAAGAUUUAGCAUCUGUGAAUAGUGCAGAGCUAGGUGCUUAUUUAUAUGAAAAAGAAGCAAAGAAAGGGGAAAAUUUUAAUAUAGUUUUUAUUGAUUUUAAAGUGCCGAAAUGGGAAAAUAUUUUAAAAAUAAAGGAAAUAGAGAAUGCUAAUGAGUAUCAGAAAAGUUUAUUUUAUGGGAUUACUGAUAGGGAGGAGUUUGAAGAAGAUGAUUUUAUUUCUCAGUUCGAUGGAAUUGGUAAUUUUAAUGUAGUUAAGUUCCCUAUAGAUAUAGGGAUAAUAAAAAAUGAUUUAGGGAUAAAUGAUAACCAAAUGAUUUAA